CCGGGUCGGUGCGGGGUCCCGGCCACCGCCAGCACCCAGCCCUGCUCCUGUAUAAAGUGCCAUGAUACUGAUUUUGCAGUCGGCCAUUAAACUAGCGUUAACUGUCGGAGCACGGCGGCGUCGAGGGCACCUCUGCUGCCACUGAACGGGGAGGUGCAUCCUGUUGAUGUCAGCAGCCUCGUGCGGCGUCGAUGCUGGUUCCGCAUCCACUGACCUGAGACCGUCUGUAUAAGGUGGACCCAGUGAACUAGAGGGGGAAAAAGGGAGAAGGAAGAAGUUUUUCCUUCUAUCAGAGACCAGACAACUCCGUGCACAGACCAAGAAACAAAGGACUCCAUGCUUAAACGCCACCCUUGGAAUUCGCAGUUCAUACCAUUCAACCAGGGGACCGGAUACUGAUCAAGUCAUGGAAGGACUUUAAAUUACAGCCUGUAUGGGAUGGCCCUUUUCCCGUAGUGUUGACCACUGAAACUGCUGUGAGGACUGCCGGAAAAGGUUGGACACACUAUACAAGGAUAAAAGGACCAGUGGAACUCCCAUCUGAAGACUGGCAGUGGUGUGUGCCAUCAACUGAGAACCCCCUCUAUGUUAAGAUAAAGAAACAAUAGGCCUAUACUCCUGCUUCCAAACAUUUGUAAGAACCUUUAUAAGAUUGGCUUGUAUUUGCUGUGCUGAAAACAUAGGUUUUGGGGGUAAAAGUGAAAGGGAGGAGACUGAUUAGCAAAAGAGGAAAAAAUGUGGAAGAUCAUAGUGCUAAUGAACUUUUAUCUAUUAGGAGUUCAAGGAAAAAGUUUGGAACAGGAAGCCUAUGUUGAGCAAAUGAGAGGAUUGCUGGGAUACCCAGUCACAUUGCAGAUAAAUAUUACUAAGGCACAGAAUCCACAAACUAUCCAAUUUGACGCCUGUCAAGUGCUCAAGUGUGGAGAUCUAAAAGAGCAAAGGAAGUUAAGCAGUCACGAUAAAUACUUAUGCCCGGAGUAUUAUCUCCAGCCAUACUGGGGGCCGCCUUGUCCUGGGUGGAGUGAUGUUUGGUUUACCACUGCCUUUAAUGGCUGGGUCUCACCCAACGCUCGGGGAAAGUCUCUGAAAAGUAAAAUUGCAAUGUUUAAAGGUCACAUAAACCCUGACUGUAAGGAUUUAGAAUGCAAUCCCAUAAUACUUACCAUUACAAAUGCUGAUGGGGAGGUAAGCCAAACUUACGGCCUAGGGGCAGAUGUGCCAGGAAAAGAUCCACUUGCUAGACUUCGAAUUGUAGUUUGGGAACCAAAGAGAAAUGAACGUACCCAAACUACAGACACUACCAUUCCUCCAUUGGUAGAAGGGUCUCCACCAAAUAAUCCUAAGGUAGAAAAGGGGAAAGAUUUGAAGCGGACGUCUGAAACAGAAGCAGGAUAUGGAGAUACAAAUACCAGGGUAGAACUGGUCAAAUACAGAGUGAAAAGUUUAAAUAGAAGCAAUUGCGAUGCAUGCGCUUCGGGGCGACCUACAGCACAGGUAGUCCCUUUUCCUUUAGGAUGGAGUAAAGAUGCACAAGGAAUGAGGUGUAUGAUUGCGUUGUACCAGGAAAGGACUGCGUGGGGAAACGAAGCCUGUAAGUCCCUUUCCCUGCUGUUCCCUGCACUGCGGAAGAAGGACAUCAGGGUACCCCCCACCUUCUCCUCGGCAGCUGGUAACCAUACAGCUUGUCUCUCACGGAAGGGUGCAAGUGCUACCAAAGAUCUUGGACAACUGGAGAUGUGCACGGAAUUACUAAACGUGGCUGAGGAGGAAACAGGUAAUUACUCAGCUCUGAGUAUCCCCAGAGCAGACCUGUGGUGGUAUUGUGGAGGAAGAGUCUUGAGACCUACGCUUCCUCCAAAUUGGAGAGGCACGUGUGCGAUUGUCCAGUUGGCCAUUCCAUUUACCUUGGCAUUUGAAAAGGGAACAGCAUCUUAGAAUUUAUGCAAAAAGCAAAUAUUCAAACAAAAAGGGGGAAUUGUGAAAAGUAUGAAGAUACUGGUUUUGCAGUCGGCUAUUAACGUAACUGUUGGAACACAAUGGCAAGGCAAGAAGCUCUGUCAGGAUCUGGGUUAGUGGUUACAGCUCAUGACAAGUUCAGCAAUGUGCAGAAGCCAUAACGUAAUGGGGUUAGCAAAUAAGGGGAGUGGGAGAUACAGACAGGGGUGGGACUUCACAUGGGAUGUUGGGUAGGCUGUGCACCUUGGAGUACCCAACCAGUGGGAAACAAGGGAGGGACUUUGCGGUCGGGGAUAGGGAAUAAAGGGAAGAACUUUGUAUUCAUCGGGUGUGUUUACUCACUAGGACACCCGUUUUCUCAAAAACAUUCAAUAAAUCAUUGCUUCACUGCUGUGGCUGA
Molecule: messenger RNA, 2356 nt
Organism: Melopsittacus undulatus (budgerigar)
Lineage: Eukaryota; Metazoa; Chordata; Aves; Psittaciformes; Psittaculidae
Exons: 3
Coding region: 736-1935 (399 amino acids)
Source: RefSeq, a predicted model, not a curated record